Molecule: messenger RNA, 1494 nt
Organism: Knipowitschia caucasica
Lineage: Eukaryota; Metazoa; Chordata; Actinopteri; Gobiiformes; Gobiidae
Source: the annotation of a GenBank genome assembly
AUGACGGAGUCUCUGGAGCGGCUCGUGGCCCAGAAGAAGGAGUCGAUCGAGGCGGUGAUGGACCUGCUGGAGCGCGGCGCGGAGGUCGUGGCGAGCGCAGUGGGCAAGCUCCUCCCCCUCUGCGAAGUCUCCGCCCCCCUUCUGCGCCUCGCUCUGGACAACGUGCACAGCAAGGAGGUGUUUUACGUGAAGGAGCAGUUCCUGACCGUGCGACGCCACCUGGACGCGCUCUCCACGCAGCUGCACGACAUCGACGCCGAGCUGCAGCGGGCGCGGCUCGACUCCCACUACUUUGAGGUGGAGGAGAACAUCCGCUCGCAGUUCCGGAAGUACGUGGAGAUCCUGGAGGCCAAACCGCAGUUCCGAGAGGUGAAGACGCGCCUGUUCCUGGAGCAUUUCUCCAGGAGCGGCGGCGACAAGAACCUGCACACACUCCACGACGCCAUGAUGGGGACCAGCGGCUUCUGCGAGCCGGUGCUGGAGCUGGUGGACAGGUACCUGAGCCACAACCGGCGGCUCCUGGAGGACUUCUGUGUGCGAGUGAAGGAGCUCUUCUGCCUGGGCCUCAUCGCGCUGCUGGGGCACUGCGCUCUGACGCGGGGCCUGGAGGAGGAGGAGGCCCUGGUGCAGGAGUGGAGUGAGCGCAUGGAGCAGCUGGAGGCGCGCAUGAAGGAGACCAUCCAGGAGUGUGUGUCCGCCUUCCCGCAGCAGGCGCAGCACGACGCCGAGCGCUUCCUGCAGCAGAGCGAGGAAGAGGAGCUGCAGCAGGUCCACACUAUCACCAGUGUGAACCCUGAGGCUUGGGUCUGCUGUGAUGUCACACUCAUGGCUUCGCUGCAGAACGAGGAUGCAGGCUGUAGAACAAGGACUAAGGUUGUGGCAGAGCAGCUGCUGCAGACUCUCCAGAAGAAGUUCGACUGGGUGAGCUGGUCGGUGCGCGUGGUCAAAUGCUCCAGCAGCGCGUACCGCAGCUGGAGGGCGGGCGAGCACUUCCACCACCUGCAGGGUCAGGGCUGCUUCCAGGUGGCCCCUGUCCGACAGCUGCUGCUGGUGGUCUCCUACAGCUGCCAUCCCAGACCCCUGCCCAAGGAACGCAUCUGCCAGCUGGCCGAGUCUGUGGGCCGCAGAGGCAAGCCCAGCGCACUGGUGCAGAGGCUCAUGGGAGACCACAGCGAGCUGAGUGACCAGAGCGAGCUGAGUGAGAAUGACAAGAGCGAGCAGAACGACCAGAGCGAGCAAAACGACCAAAGAGACCAGAGUGCCCUGUUUGAGUUGCUCAGGGCCAAUCAGAGCGUGCUGAGCGGGAGUGACCAUAACAACCAGAGUGACCAGAGUGAGCAGAGUGACCAGAGCGAGCAGAGUGACCACAGCUCGCGCCUCGUGGUUCACGCCGUCAGCCGACACAAAGAGUGCGCCGCUGCCUGGAGCUUCAGCGACGACUGCCACUACUGGGAACGACACAAGGCGGGAGCGCUGUGUGUGCACUCUGACUGA